Parasteatoda tepidariorum (common house spider) is the source of this 1382-nucleotide messenger RNA. RefSeq names its product nose resistant to fluoxetine protein 6-like. The record is from RefSeq and is a predicted model, not a curated record. Gene Ontology annotation, molecular function: acyltransferase activity, transferring groups other than amino-acyl groups. NCBI's taxonomy places the organism in Eukaryota, Metazoa, Arthropoda, Arachnida, Araneae, Theridiidae.
AUGACAUACAAUGAAAAAUUUUAAACUAAAAAAAACUUAAAUUUCGUUAUCCCUAGAAAUUACUCUUUUACAAAACGGAGCAAGUUGGCAUCUCUGAGCCCAGUUAUGCCUCCGAUUUAGGUAUAAUAUCGGAGUAAAUAUGUGAAAAAAUAAUCAGUAGCUAACUAAUAAUAAUUUCAAUUCCUUUAACACUUAAAAAUGCAAACAGUUUCAUUAAAUAAUAUUUCAGGAAUGAUAUGUAACUAUGACUCACUAUGACAUUGUUCAUUAUAACUGCAGACUAAGUUAAACUUUUUAUUAGCAGCAUAUUAAUGCCAUAGGCUGGUUUCUGUCAUUUAUGACAUUCUUAACUAUGAUGACUUUGACUUACAAGUGGAACCAAGGAGCGCACGCUCACCCAGGCGUCUUUGUCUCAACUUUAUAUGGCUCCACUCACAGACUGGCUUGGGGUCUGUGUUUAGCUUUUAUAACAUUAUCGUGUACUUGGGGACAAGGCGGAAUCAUCAAUAGUAUUCUGAGUUGGGAAGGCUUUGUACCAUUCUCAAGAUUGAGUUACAUGGUGUACCUCAUUCAUCAUGGUCUAACGUAUAUUUAUACCGGGUCCAUAAGGCAGUCAAUGCUGUUAGGACAUCGGACUAUGAUCUUCAUAUUUUUCAAUAAUAUGUUCCUCAGCUUCUUGGCAGCUUUUGUGCUAGGUUUAAUCUUCGAGUCGCCUUUAAUGGCAUUAAAUAAAGCAUUUUUGGAUGGGAAGCUGAGAAAAAAAAAUAUGCCAGUCGAUACAGAGAAUGGAACUGUUAUAUUGAAGAAUGCUGAGUGAAUAUUGAACUGUGUGAAUAUGACUGACUUAUUUCUUAAAGACGUCUUCUUUGAAAAGUGUGUGUGUCAGUUCUUCAUUCAUGCUGCCAUAAAUCCAUUGGUAAUUUCCAAAAUGUUUUAACCAUUCCUAAGCUGUCUAUCACAAGUCAUUAAAUUAAUAAAAAAAUUAAAAAAUUAAGAUGAAAAAGGUAAUUGCCAAAUUUUAAUGCAUAGUAAUACGCAGAUAUCAAUUAAUUGUUCUGAAACAUUGCAAAUAUGCUCCAGAUCAGAGGAAACUUAAUUCCUUUUCUUCGUUCAGAUGUAUUUAUUGUUAAAAAUCCUGAAAGAUUUUCGAUAAAGAGAAGAAAAAAAUUAUCCUUUUUAUGUCAUAAUUUAAGUUAAUGAUAUUGUAAUUAAUUCAGUACUAAACUUAUAUAUGUAAACAAUAAUCAGACUUUUGUUUAAUAAACAUUUAUAAGAAAACUUAAAAUAGAGUAUGCAUACUCUUUUAAGUUGAUGAGCGAUUUCUAGUCAUUAUAAAUAUUUGUAAUACACUGUAGCUAUUUUUUAAUUAUGAAUUUAUACUA